Molecule: messenger RNA, 3450 nt
Organism: Oncorhynchus mykiss (rainbow trout)
Lineage: Eukaryota; Metazoa; Chordata; Actinopteri; Salmoniformes; Salmonidae
Gene: cnr2
Product: cannabinoid receptor 2
Biological process (GO): G protein-coupled receptor signaling pathway
Cellular component (GO): membrane
Molecular function (GO): cannabinoid receptor activity
Source: RefSeq, a predicted model, not a curated record
AGAUUAGCGAGGGAAAAAAACAAUUUACUCAAUUUUAGAAUAAGGCUGUAACAUAACAAAAUGUGGAAAAAGUCAAGGGGUCUGAAAACUUUCCGAAUGCACUGUAUAUGGGGGUUAGAAUGAUGCUGUCUGAUUUUUAGUCUGUGACCCAUGUGCUAUUUUUUUUUAUAGCAUUUAUGAAUUGGUACCUCGUUGCAUGCUUUAAAGUGACUGUUUAUAACAUAUAGGUCCGUGAAAGUUGUAUUGCCUUGUUGCAGUGUCACAACUUAAUUGGCACAGUAGGUUUCAACAUUUGUGCAUACACUUAUGCCAAUGUCUCUGUGCGCCAGUAGAGGCUGGUGCGAGGAGCUAUAGGAGGACGGGCUGGUAUGGAAUAAAUAGAAUGGAGUCAAACGUGCCAUUACAAUGAGCCUAACACGCAGAAAGCGUGAACAUGUUAGUACUUCAGGGACUGCAAAUGGUCAGACAUCAGUCUCUCUCUCUCCCUCUCUCCCUCUCUCUCUCCCUCCCUCCCUCCCCGACUGGUUCUGGGGAGUGGAGUUAGAUGGAACUCAGUGGCGCUGUAGCUGAGGUCAUCAGUUUGGUCUGUCUUCUUCCUACACCACAACAGAACUGACAGAAAAGCAUCCACACAAGAUCUCAGAGCUAACCCCUGACCUGAAAGAGAUGGAUGGAUGGGACAAACCUGUAGGGUCCUCUGUAGGGGCCAUGAUGUCCAAAGACAAUGGCAGCACCCCCACAUCACCUCUGGUCAACCGGUCCUGUGCGGACCUGAAGUGCUAUAUGGUUCUGUUUGAGGCGGAGAAGAUAGCCAUCGGCUCCAUCUGUUUCCUGGCCGGACCCUUCACUUUCCUGGAGAAUGCUUUGGUCCUGGGUGUGAUCGCCGCCACGGCCGCCCUGCGCCAGCGCCCCUCCUACCUCUUCAUCGGCAGCCUGGCCCUGGCCGACGUCUUUGCCAGCUGCUUCUUCACCACCAGCUUCCUGGACUUCCACCUGUUCCACCGCCUUGAUGGCCCCAUCGCCUACCUCUUCAAGCUGGGCGGGGUGACGAUGGCUUUCACCGGCUCGGUGGGAAGUCUUCUGCUGACUGCUCUGGACCGCUAUCUGUGUAUACAUCAGGCGUCGAGUUAUAAAGUGGUGUUGACGCGCCGCAGGGCCCUGUUGGCUCUCCUUGCCCUGUGGAGCGCCACCAUCCUCAUCUCCUUCCUCCCUUUGAUGGGCUGGAGGUGCCCCACAGGGCUCAGCCCGCCCUGCUCGCGCCUCUUCCCAUACGUCGACCACCGCUACCUGGCCUGCUGGGUCAGCUUCAUCCUGGUGCUGCUGUCACUCAUCCUGAGCGCCUACGUCCUGAUCCUGUGGAGGGCCAAUCGGCAUGAGGCCUCCAUGACGGGCCUCCAGGGGGCGCCUACCGGUGGUCAGGCCCGCAUGCGGCUGGACAUCCGAUUGGCACGUACCCUGGGCCUGAUUCUGCUCAUAAUGGUGGGCUGUUGGCUGCCGACCCUCUCCUUCAUGCUGGCAGAUGUCUCGGUGCAGCUCACACACACCCAGCAGAGGGCUUUUGCUUUCUGCAGCACCAUGUGCCUGGUCAACUCAGCCGUCAACCCACUGCUGUAUGCCCUGCGCUGCCGGGAGCUGAGGGUGGCACUGAUGCGGCUGUUGGGGGGCCUGAGUGAGGGGCUGGGGUGCUGCCAGAGGCACGUAGGGGGAGACUCGACCACUACCCUUCCCUUAGGCGAGGGCAACAGCUGUAGCGCGCACUCCGAGAGUGAGGCGCCCAGACUCGUUAGCUGCCGACCGAACACAGUCUCAGAAAUGGUUGGCAAGCAGCAGCUGGACAUGACUGGAAAAUGAGAAGGGGUGAGAGGCUUACUGUAUAUCAGGGUUAUUGUAGUGGAGUGUUGUGAACUUGUGUUUCUUCUGUUGUGUUCAUAGCGAUGAGGAGGUAAUGUAUCUAAAAUGAACUGUGAUAACAGGGACUAAAACAAAGAUAUAGACCAUGUUACCAUAAAUUGUGUUGACCCACCUACAAGCCAAGUCACUACGAGAUAAUAUUAUUUUAUUAGAAAUUAGGGGAAUGAUCCCAAAUUAACACCUUUGGGAAAACAACAGCAUUGUUAAUGUUGGCAGUGCAAAUGUAGAUAGCUAUGUGUAUCCUAUGCUUGUUUUAGCUUGAGUGUUUGUCCUUUAGCGUCCAGAAGAGGAUCCUGCCGUGUUCCCAUCUGCACAUAUACACCUGUCCUGAACAGAGGCCCUAUGGAUUGCAAACAAUGUUCUCCACAUGUGACUGAAAGCAGUGUCGAGAUCAGAGGUGUAGGCAAGGCAGAGCCUGAGUGGGUCCACUCAGGAAAAAAAAAGAGGUCCACUCAGAUUUUGUGUUAUUUGAAUUUUUAAAAAUGUUAUGCUCUUUACUUGUCAGUGUUUAAAAUGGGAUAUUAUGUCUUUUACCUAAAUAUGCAAACACUAUUAGAAUUCAUAGCAAGCAGUGCACUGGGUUAGUCAGAUUUGAUUAAAUAUAACAAAACAGAUGACCUGGAAUGACAUCACUUGCCAAAAAGAACUAACUGAAAGCCAUACCCCCAAUGAGCAACGAAUAUGACUGCAUUGAGGCAUAUGUCACUGUGCUUCCAUGACUAUAUGCACCAUGCCACUGCCUAUUUCAUUUGUUCAUUUAGCAAAUAAGACAGCUCAAAAUCCAGCGCAUUUAUCACAUUCUACACACCUAUAUUUUAGUUUUAAUUUGCUUUAAAAAUCCUACAUUUUCUCUCAGCCUCACGGCAAAAUGUGUAGAAUAGCAUGAGAUGAGCUGAAAAAACGGCACAUACACCUCUAAACCCUAUGGCAAAAUGUGUAAAAUUAAAUUGGGCGCCCAGACAAAUUUCUACAGGCCCAACCAACCACAUAUUUCUGGCUACGCCACUGGUCGAGAUGAGUGGGGCACAGUUUAGAAAGAUAGAGAGUCACACAACACAGAGACUAGAACACUCUUUUCUAUAGAACAUUAUAAAUAUAAACUAUAGUUCACAAGUUAUUUUAGUAGAUCAAUCACAAAACAAUCAAACACAAAGGUAGAUGUUUUGUCUUGUUAUCAAAAUAACAUAUUUGUCACAUGCUUCUUAAACAACAGGUGUAGACUAACAGUGAAAUGCUUACCCACGGGUCCUUUUCCAACAAUGCAGAGUUAAAGAUAAAAAUAGAAAUAGCGAUAUGAGGAAUAAAUACACAGUGAAUAAUGAAUAACAAUAACAAGUUAAAACUCUAAGCCAAACUGCCCUGCUGCUAAGACAAUUUGGUGUUUACUCUGCAGCAUUUGAAACAAAGUGUUGUGUGUUUAUACUGAUCAUCCUCGCAGUGGCAGACCACGUGUAACAACACCUGCACAGGAUCGGUACAUCUGAACAUCACUCCUGCGGGACAGGUACAGGAUGGCAACAACAACUGCCCGAGUUACAC